AUGUUACUCGCGGGCGUCGGGGCGUUCGCGUUGCGGCAACGGUGGCGUUUGGACGUCGAUUACGCGGUGACGCUCGCGAUGCGCAGGCUCGAAGCGCACUCGGGCGUGCGCGAGCUGCUCGGUGGACCGGUGACUUUGGGAGAAUCGCGCGUUAUCGUCACUUCAGGUGGAGGUCUCGCGCUGUUUAAGCGCACGACUUCUAGAGUUUUUGGCGCCGUCACGCUUCCCGUGAGCGUGGACUCGAAAUGGGCGCACGUCGCGUUUGAAUUACGAGGCACGCGCAAGCGCGGCGUCGUCAGCUUGGGCGCGCGCAAGUGGGGUGGAAUGUAUGGAAUACCGCUGCUCGCGCUCGAAGUGCAGAGUCGCGACGGUGAGGCGUAUCGAUUGUUUUUGGAAGGCGGAGCGAAGGAUUACGACGCGAGCGUGUUGCCGUCUCUGCGCGAACCACUCGAGGCAAGCACCAAUAACGUCGAGUACAAGCGCGCGAAGGCGGCCGCGGACGCACACGACGCAGAGCACGCCGCCGCUAUUUCAGCGCAAUUGCGCGCGGCGCGUGCACCGAAGCCGCUAGACGAGGGCGGAGGCAUGCACGCGCACGAACGCGCCAUCGACUUCGCUUCGAGCGCGUUGCAUUUCGUGCGCAAAUCCGUGGCACAAGUCAAAGCGCGGGGGACACAAACGCAAACCUAG
Ostreococcus lucimarinus CCE9901 is the source of this 690-nucleotide messenger RNA. RefSeq lists its product with no specific name. The record is from RefSeq and is a predicted model, not a curated record. NCBI's taxonomy places the organism in Eukaryota, Viridiplantae, Chlorophyta, Mamiellophyceae, Mamiellales, Bathycoccaceae. Bases 1 to 690 code for a protein of 229 amino acids. The transcript has a single exon.